Micromonas commoda is the source of this 1355-nucleotide messenger RNA. RefSeq names its product low complexity orphan protein (gene LCO1). The transcript is spliced from 2 exons. The coding region runs from base 224 to 1096 and encodes 290 amino acids. The record is from RefSeq and is a predicted model, not a curated record. NCBI's taxonomy places the organism in Eukaryota, Viridiplantae, Chlorophyta, Mamiellophyceae, Mamiellales, Mamiellaceae.
CACGCGACGCCGGUUUUGCGCUCGCGCCAGUUGUUCGCCCCCUCGAACGAGGAGAUUCACGCACCGACGCCCGAAGAAGGCGGACGAUCGGCUCUCGUCUCUUUACCCCUCGCAACCCUGCGUGAGCGCCGCCGCGAACGGACAAUCAGACGUCUCCCUCCUGUUUUAUAUUAACCUUUUUGAACGGCACUUCCCAGCCAGGGGUUGCAUCCGCGAUUAAACGAUGAUGGGCGUUAGCGUUGUGGGCAACCACGUCGGCACGUGCGCUAACGCGAUCGUUAAGGGCGGCGGCAAGGCGCUCGAGCACACGACGUCCAAGGGCGCGGCGCAGAGGCGACGCGGCGCGGGAACCCUCGCGUGCGGCGCGCUCGCCGCGACCACCACCGCGGUCGCGGUCGCCCAUCCCGCGCGAGCCUCCGCGGCCCCGCCCCCGACGAAACCCGCGAUAAUUCCCAUCCUAUCACACGAGAUCUACGUCGAUAAGCAGCUCAUCGCGCCGACCAAGUCCGGCCGGAUCCUGAGGCGCCGUAAAGGUAGCGGCGGCAGUGGCGAUGAUGGGGACUCUCGUGGCGACGACGGCGACCGCUGGAACCUCGACAACGGCGACAACGGCGGUUUCAACGGAGGAGGCAACGGGGACGACGACUCGAACGGCGGCAACUGGAACGGUCGUUGGGGCGGCGGCGGCGGCGGCGACAAAAACAAUGACGGGUCGGGUAACGACGCCGGCGAAUCCGGCGAUGACUUCGAGGACGAGUUCUAUCGUCGGGUUCGGAUGCGCGGCGUCGACGACCGCGGCGUGAUGUGGCUCUGGCAGACGCUCUGCGCGGCAACCCUCGCGGGAUCCGUGCAGCACGCGUUGGAGAGGGGCGACCGCCUGCGCCUCGAGGCGGCGGCGCGGCUGCUCAACCCGGCGGAGUCGUGCGCGGCCGCCGCUCAAUCGAUGGAGCGCGCCAUCACUCCCACCGUCCGUCUCGCCAACGCGAGUGCGCAGAAGGGCCGUCGGAUGGCGCUCACGGCGUCCAUCACCCGCGCACACCUCAGCCGCCAGCCGUUUGCCGCCAUGGCGGGCGAGUGCGCCGCCGGGUGGCACUGAGCCCCGAGGUAACCGCCGCGACCGAGGCACCCGCCGCCGCGCGCGGAUGUACCACUAAACUGAAACAGCGUCAGCGACCGCUAGUCGUCUGUUUGCGAGCGAGUGUACACUAACAAUCGCGCAUGCCUGACUGCCUGUGUGCACGAGAACGCCGUGGUUGAACCUUUUUCUGGCUGCCACCUGGCCGAAGGUUCCCCCUCGGCCUUCCUUGCGUAGCCUUGAGCUUUUAUUGUACCAACACGAGCAACGAAUUUCUUUC